AUGUCCACGACCGACCCAGCACCAGCAGCGUCGUGGUGGAGGCGGCGCAAGUCGACCCCCGACCCUCCAGCCCCCGCACCGCCAGACGCAGCGCUCACCAAGCUCCUAAACGAGGGCUUUAAAGGCGUGGACGCGCGCGCCGCCCUACAAAAGCACAACAACAACCCCUUCCUCGCCGCGAUCGACCUGCGGCACAUGUACCACGUGAAAGGGCUCGGCCGGCCCAAGAGCAAGGUGCUGGUCGGGUGUGUCAUCUGCGAGCGGGCAAGGAGCGCGGCCGCGCAGGAAGCGAAGGAGAAGGAGCGGGCACGGGUAGCGCUGGCGCUCUAUGGUGCGCGGCUGCAUCGCGAGCGGGUUGCGCGGCACGGCGGAAGCGCGUACCCUUAUGAUUCUGGAGGAUCUGGCUUUGGCGACUAUAGUGGCGGGGGUGAUGGGGGUGGUGGUGGUGACGGAGGAGGCGGCGGGGGCGAUGGCGGCGGCGGCGGAGGGGGAGGGGACGGAGGCAGCUGA
Messenger RNA from Vanrija pseudolonga, 510 nucleotides. RefSeq lists its product as uncharacterized. NCBI's taxonomy places the organism in Eukaryota, Fungi, Basidiomycota, Tremellomycetes, Trichosporonales, Trichosporonaceae. The record is from RefSeq and is a predicted model, not a curated record. The transcript has 2 exons. Bases 1 to 510 code for a protein of 169 amino acids.